This is a messenger RNA of Quercus lobata, 864 nucleotides long. Its product is annotated as Cysteine/Histidine-rich C1 domain family protein. Bases 1 to 864 code for a protein of 287 amino acids. The record is from RefSeq and is a predicted model, not a curated record. NCBI's taxonomy places the organism in Eukaryota, Viridiplantae, Streptophyta, Magnoliopsida, Fagales, Fagaceae. The transcript has 2 exons.
AUGAGUUUAAUACUUCAAUUGCACAAACCAAUUCUGAGAGAUCAGAAAGAGAAAGCGGUGGGAGAAAAACUACUCCAUAUCUCAUGUUCACGAUUGCCUCAGCAAAUUACUCACCCAUUUGACCAAAACCAUAUCCUUUCUCUAUUCCCAAAACCUGUAUACCCAGAAGGAUUAUUCAACUGUGAUGCAUGUGGGAAGGAAGGUAAUAGCUUUUCCUACCAUUGUGGAUUGUGCAACAUCGAUCUCCAUACUACUUGUGCUUCCAUGCCAUUAAUGCUUAGUCACCAAUCCCACUAUCACCAGCUCAAUCUCACAUUCUCAUCUCCUGAUUAUAACAAAAGCUUCUCAUGCGAUAUAUGUAUGGAGCAGCUGGGGGUCAAACAGUGGCACUAUCGAUGUAGCUUGUGUGAUUUUGAUGCUCAUUGGGGCUGUACUAAAGCAAAUCCAAGACCUCCUCCAACCCAAAAUUGCAUAGUUCCAGCUAGUCCUCAUUAUCAGGUUCUUGGAAAUCAAUCACAAACAGGACCUCUCAUGCAAAACUAUAUGGCUCCAAGAGCUGGUCCUCAGUUUCAAACAAGGCAUCCUGUGCAAAAUCAUGUGAACUAUGCCCACCAGGGUUCCUAUGGAUCUGUUGGGACUACUGGAAGUAGGCAAAGAAAUGGUAUGCUGAACCAGGCAAUUAAAGGAAUUUCAGAGAGUUUAGGCCAGACAUUGGUGCAAGGACUACUAGGUGCCGGCGAUGGCAGCAAUGGUGUUAUGAAUACUUCUGGAGGCGAUGGUAGUGCUAGUGAGGGUGGUAUAUUUUGGGGAUCCACAGACAAUUCUGGUGGAAUAGAUGACUAUCAAGAUUAUUCUAGAUUUUAA